AUGGCGGGCAAAAUGGUCUUGUACAAGCUGGUGGUGCUCGGCGAUGGAGGUGUAGGGAAGACAGCCUUGACAAUCCAGCUAUGCUUGCAGCAUUUCGUGGAAACGUACGACCCUACCAUUGAGGAUUCAUAUCGGAAGCAAGUCGUGAUCGACAACCAAGCCUGCAUGCUUGAGGUUCUCGAUACCGCCGGACAGGAGGAAUACACAGCCCUGCGAGACCAAUGGAUCCGAGACGGCGAGGGGUUUGUCUUGGUCUACAGCAUCUCAUCCCGCUCAUCCUUCUCGCGCAUUAAGAGAUUUCACCAUCAGAUCCAACGAGUCAAGGAGUCUUGCGCAAACUCGCCCUCUUAUCCCGGAUCGCCCAUAUCGGCAGGACUGCCGCAGGCGCCUGUGCCCAUCAUGCUGGUGGGCAACAAGAGCGACCGAGUCACAGAGCGCGAGGUUUCCACACAAGAGGGGCACGCCCUUGCCCGAGAAUUAGGCUGCGAAUUCGUCGAGGCCUCUGCCAAGAAUUGUAUAAACGUCGAGAAGGCGUUCUACGACGUCGUCAGAAUACUGCGCCGCCAGCGACAAAUUGCCGCCAGGCCCGUCCCUGCUGCAGCUGGAGGCGGCCGUCGACCACAAGGUAAUGGCGAUAUUGGCCGACCGCCGAGGGACGCGGAGCGCUACCGCAGAAGGGACCGGAAGUGCGUCAUAUUAUGA
Molecule: messenger RNA, 702 nt
Organism: Phaeoacremonium minimum UCRPA7
Lineage: Eukaryota; Fungi; Ascomycota; Sordariomycetes; Togniniales; Togniniaceae
Product: putative ras-2 protein
Exons: 2
Coding region: 1-702 (233 amino acids)
Biological process (GO): signal transduction
Cellular component (GO): plasma membrane
Molecular function (GO): GDP binding; GTP binding; GTPase activity
Source: RefSeq, a predicted model, not a curated record